AUGAGUCUUCUGGACCAACUCACCAAGUUCUCCAAAAGCUCGCUGCGCCGCACGGAAACUCACGUGAGAACUGUGGACGGGCGAGAGUUCGUCGAGUCACGUGACGAAAAGGGACGCUCAAACUUGACCCCUGUAGGUGCUAAGGACUAUGGGUGGAUCGGUGACGUCAAACCUGACCUACAAGUCGCAAAAAUUCGUCCAGGAUCGCAAGACGUAACUGUGCGUCCAGAGUUGUUCCGAUCUAACAACAUAACUCACGUUCUUAACGUCGCCGCUGGCGUUGAAACCGAAACAUUUCCCGACGCCUUCACGUACAAACAUGUUCCCAUCCUGGACCUUCCCGACACCAACAUCACCGCGUUCUUCCCCGAGUGCUUCGCAUUUAUCAGUGCAGGAGUGACCUCUGGCGGUGUUUUUGUGCACUGCAAUGCUGGCGUGUCCCGUGCGGUUUCUAUCGUUGUUGGUUACCUAAUGACGACAGAGGGGUUAAGUUUUGAAGAUGCUUACAGACAAGUUAAAGAGAUUAGGUCCAGUGCAAGACCUAAUGAUGGUUUUAUGAAACAGUUAAAAGAAUACAAGCCAUCGGAGUAA
Molecule: messenger RNA, 591 nt
Organism: Branchiostoma floridae (Florida lancelet)
Lineage: Eukaryota; Metazoa; Chordata; Leptocardii; Amphioxiformes; Branchiostomatidae
Product: dual specificity protein phosphatase 19-like
Exons: 2
Coding region: 1-591 (196 amino acids)
Biological process (GO): protein dephosphorylation; regulation of MAP kinase activity
Cellular component (GO): cytoplasm
Molecular function (GO): JUN kinase phosphatase activity
Source: RefSeq, a predicted model, not a curated record